GGGGGUGUUCGGGUGCUAAGGGCGAGGGAGUUCCCUGCCUACGACACUGCGUAAAGGGAAGAGAAUGGGAAAUGGGAAGAGAGGGAGCUGGCAGACAGGUAAUUACAGAGGAGCUGGAGUUAGGGUGCCGAGGGAUAGAGGCAAACUUGGGUACGUAGGUGCUGCUUCUCUGAGUCAGUUGCUCCUGCUCACAUGAAGACCGAGCUGGGCCUUAGGCAGUGGCUGAGCUGGGCAGGACGUUGAAUGCAAGGGAAGGAGGUUGGGAAUUCCUGUCGGAAGGCAGUGUGGACAGCUGGAGAAAGGUACCACGGUUCGAGAUGGUGAGAGCUGUUGGAGAAGAUGAUUUCAGCAACGCUCGGGACUGCAGCCAGUUUGAUAUGGGUCACCACAUUCCCUGAACCGUGCUGGCAGGACCCAUUUUUCCCCACAGCCCGUGUGAACCUCACGCCCGCUACCCAGAUGCCACGAGAGCGGCGCGGAGGGAGAGAGCUGCACGGGCAGCUCCGUGUGUGUAGGAGCCAUAACUUCUCCUGGUACAAGGACAAGGGCAUUCCAUGAAAUCGAAAGUAGAUGAUGAGAUUGUGAAUGAAAGUAUGGAGGAGAAGAAUCAGGAGGAAGAUGCUGAAAACCUGCUUCCAGUCAAGACCUUUUCAGUGAAGCUUAAAGAGAAAGUUUCCCAAAGUUCAGUGAAGGUGAAAAACUGCCUGAGUCAGAGCAAACUCCAGACAACGCAAAGAAACUCGGUAGGAAACACGCAAGGGCUAUCCACAAACAGCACGGCUCAGCAGAAAGCCCAGGUGACCGAGAGACCAGGCGCCCUUCAGGAAUGCAAACGAAGCUGUGUGGAGAAGACAGAUCUCCUAAUACGACAGAGGAACCACAAGAGGGAGAGGCCGUUUCCCUGCAGUGAGUGUGGGAAAUGCUUCUCUCAGAAAGGGGACCUGAAGAUCCACCUGAGAAUCCACACGGGGGAGCGGCCGUACGCAUGCACCGAGUGCGGGAAAAGCUUCACCCAGAGGGGAUACCUGAAGAUCCACCUGAGACUCCACACAGGGGAGAAGCCCUUUCCAUGCACUGAAUGCGGAAAAAGGUUCCCGUCGAAGGGGGAUCUCAAAAUGCACCAGAGGAAGCACACGGGGGAGAGGCCCUUUCUGUGCAGUGAAUGUGGGAAGAGCUUCACUCGCAAGGUGGACCUCAAAGUCCACCAGAGGAAACACACGGGUGAGAGGCCCUUUACUUGCACCGAGUGCGGGAAGAGUUUUACUUCCAAGGGCUAUCUCAAGAUACACCUGGGACAGCACAAGGGGAAGAGGCCAUUCACAUGUCUGGAGUGCGGGAAAAGCUUCAUUUCCAAGGGCUCCCUCAAGGCGCACCAGAGAAUCCACACGGGCGAGACGCCCUUCACAUGCACUGAGUGUGCAAAGAGCUUCACCACCAAGGGCUAUCUCAAGAUACACCAGAGGCUGCACACGGGGGAGACCCCGUAUCCCUGUGCCGAGUGUGGGAAGCGCUUCACCACCAAGGGCUAUCUGAAGAUACACCAGAAAAUCCACACGGACGGGACCCCCUUCAUCUGCAGUGAUUGCGGGAAGAGCUUUGCCACCAUGCGAUAUCUCAAGAUGCACCAGAGAAGCCACACGGGGGAGACCACAUUCACCUGCGCGGAGUGUGGGGAGAGCUUCGCCCAGAAGGGCUAUCUCCGCAUCCACCAGCGGAUGCACACAGGGGAGGGCCUGUUCACCUGCUCUGACUGUGGGAAAAGCUUCACUGCCAAGUACCUGCGGAUCCACCAGCGAAUGCACACAGGGGAGAGGCCCUUCACUUGCACGGAAUGUGGGAAAAGCUUCACCGCGGAGGGGUCUCUGAAAAUCCACCUGAAGAUCCACAGCAGGGUGCUGCUGAGUAUAUGCACCGACUGCGGGAAAAGCUUCUCCUCCAUGCGCUAUCUCAAGGUGCACCAGAAAACCCAUUCCCAAGAGCCAGUGAUACUACCCAGCGAAAGUGGGGACGGUUUCCCGCAGAAGAUGCUUGCCACUGUCCCUCAGAAAGCCCACCGAGAAAUGAUCUCAUUUACCUGCAAGGACUGUGGGAAAAGCUUCUGCCAGAAGUCUAAUUUAAUAACUCACCAGAAAGCCCACACGCAGGAGAGACAGGUUCUAACACACAGGCCCAGCGCCGGCCCUGCUGCUGCACCACUGACAUCAGUGAAGUUGCACCCAGUGAAUUUGGCUCAGGAAGUUUUAAGAGCAGGGAAGGAUCAUCUCGACCCAAAUCCCUAUCCCCUGGUCAUGGAUUUAAAGCCCAGCUUCCAGUUUGCUCUGCAGACCUGUCCACUUUCCCCAGGAGUAAAUCUAGGUGUCUCUUGAGCUCAUGUGGCAUCCCGCUCCUGCUGAUGACGUAUUCCAUGUGGUUAUUGUUACCUUUUGCAUGAUGUAGCUCUGCCCAGGUUCCUCCAUUUACUCCCAAUUCCUAACCCUCCCCUGUUGCACCCUUCCAAGGAAGCUGGAUGGUACCCGGUCCUGUAGUGCCCCAGGUGGGGACUCACAAGAGUCUUACAUGCUACCACAUCCUUUGGUUUUCCUCCUCUUCUAUCCAUGCAGCAUAGCAUCUGGUCUGGCUUUUUUGCUGCAGCUUCGCAUUGAGCAGGUGGUUUCAAUGAUUUUAUCACAAUCAGUCCCACUUGCGUGCUGGGUGACUAGGGAUACUGAGCAUAGAUUCCCCUCCAUUGCUUGCUCACUCACACACUAAUUUCAUUGAACUGCAUUUCCGAUCAGUCAGUGCAGUCACCUACACAAUCCAGAUCCUUUACCACCCAGUGCCCAGAUCCGUAUGAUCUCUUCUGACUCCGUUUAGCAUCACGUACAAACCCUGAGCUCUGGGGCUGCAUUCAUCCCACGUAUAACUUCACUGGAGAUACACCGGGGUGAACUGGGACUUUGCAGAAGCCUCCUUAGGAUGGCAGAGGCCAUAGAAUCGACCCUGAGCCAUUCCACUCAUCAUCCAGUCGGUUGCUCCCUGUUGACUCCUGGGCUGGGCGUGCCGCGUGUUAGAGAAAGUUCACUGAAAACCCAAGUUAACGUAACAGAUGAGCAAACCGCAAAAGAGGCCAGGAAUCAUCGACGUGCUCAGUGCAUGAAAAGUUCCCUCCGGAGGAGAAAGGGCAGAACUAGACAGCAAGCCCAGGCUAGAAAGAACAAAUGUUGGUUCUGGUGGUGGUGGAAGAGCAGCGUGUGAGAAGAUCCACCUUCGAGGCCAAGGGAGACAUUGCACACGCAGCCGUCAGAUGUAUGGGGAGGGAGAAAAGCCAAAGUCACUGAAAUGGCAGCGUGGAGCCCAUGACAUUCAUGCAGUAGGUCCCUCUAUAUUCUACAGCAGAGAACUUGCAAGGGACCAAAGGCAAGUGGCAAACAGCAGAAGAGCUGCUGGCAAGGGGUCCAGACUAACUCCCUGGAGAAGGUGGACGAGACUACAAGGAUCAUAAUAAUUACAGAUGGAAAAGAGCUGCGAGAUCAUCUAAGUGAUUAUGUGCCUGAGACCUGCCCCAGCCAGCUUCCUUCAUUCCUGCAUCUGUGUUUUAGGGGGCUCUGCUUCCCCCGGACAUUGGGCUGGACGAGUUCCUGGGGGACACUGGGCGACAGCGGCUGAGGAGAAGGCAUUCUGCCCCUUUCUCAGGUUUAUUCCCACAGCAACCGAUAUUGUGCCAGGAUCCCCUGGAGUUUUGCAGUUACUAACUCUGGGCCUUAUCCUUGUGGGACAGGUCAAGCGGUAGCAUCUUGUAGGGCCCUGUACUGAUACAGCCUCUGGGGAUGGGGCUGGCUUUCACUCAUCCCCACAGCCAGGCCUCUCCUGUGUCAGCUCCGCAUGGCGUGUCCUGGGGCCAGAAGCAGCUUCCUUCUCUGUGAGGUGGUGUUCAGAAGGUCGGGUGUUCUGGCUGGUGCUCAGUGUCUCUGACUUGUCACACUUCCCGGCGAAUAACUCCCAGAAGUUUUUAACACCAAUGGUUGGCACCUGUCCCGCAGGUUCCAGGGCUUGAAGAUCUGGUUUUCCCAACUCCUUCACUGCUGCACAGGAAUCGUUCAGGAUGUCCUUGAUGUCUCCCAGUUGUCCUGCACGCACCUCGGGAGCUGCCUUUGCUCAGAGCGCCUGUGGAUAUUUAUGGCUCAAGACAGCUCAGGUGCUCAUGUGAUACUGAUGGUGCUGCUGGGCGGGUAGCUCUGUGCUCCGGUUUCCCUUCUGUAAAAGGCAAGUAGGGCUGGCUCUCCAGCCACAAAGUGGAGCUAGUUCCUCUUGGUCACAGCCCUGCAUGCUGAGUGUCACUCUGAGAGGACGCAGAGACGCUGUCGCUGGGGAAAAUGGGUCACUCGCGGUCCCCUGACCUUCUUGAGGAUUCAAGGCAUGACAUGUACAAGCUCCAGGGACUGGAAGCCAGGACUUUCACCUCUGACACUGGCUCAGUAUGUAACCAUGGAGAUGUCACAUUACCCGCUCUAUGCCUCAGUUUCCCUGUCUGGAACAUGUAGGGUUGUGAGGAUUAAUGUUGAUAUUUGGCUUUGAGAUGCACUGCUGAAUGGCACUAGAGACAGGGCGAGUAUUAUCCUCACUAAGCAAUUUCUGCGGGAGAGGUUUGCUUCACUGCUCUCAGUUCUUAUGGGCACUUUCUACAUGUGUUUUCCUAAUAUGCCAGUUACCAAGGGAUCUGGGCACUAAACCCACAAAUUAAUAAAAAAUUAGGACCAUCCUGCCUUCCCCUCAAUGGAACUAGUCACAGAGGACAAGUGGUAAUGCAACAGAUGGCAGAAUCAGUUCUUUGGAGUGGCUGGGUCUUGCUCUAAAGGAAAUACUACGGCCAGUCUAUCUUCCUCCUCGGUAGCCUGGGGAGUCGGACGCCCCAGGGGUGCAUAUGGGGACUGUGAACAGAUUCACCUGACACGCUGCCUGGUUCCAUGCAUUCGCACUGAGCUGUGCUGCAAUAAGAGAGAAAGAGGUAGGAAUAGCAGGCAGGGGGAGAAAGACACCAUGGGUCAUAUUCUCAGCUGCAGUAAAUCAGCAUAGUACUCCUGACUUCAGUGGCUGAAUCCAGCCCCAUGCUUCUGAACCCAGGAGUCUGCUGGUGCUGCCUAACAUGGACAUCCUGCUUCCCCUACCAUCCCGGGCUUGGGUGUACAAUCAAAUUAUUAAAGACACCGCCACUAAUGUAUGGUGGAAAGGCCAAGGCCAAAUAGAACUAUGCUAGCCCAUGGACUGCCAUUAGGUUGUACAGAUGUAACUGGCCAAAAUUUGGUUGGCUCUGUGCACAUAAAUACCAUUUAUAAGGUAGAAAGGGCAAGCCUGGACUCAGAAAACAAGUCUGGGAACCUGCUGUGUGUUUCCAUGCACGUUGGAUGAGACUGGGAGCAGGGAGGACAAAAAGUGGGGGUUAAUGGAUUACAGAUUGUUGCAAUAAGCCCUAACUGAGUCCUCCUCCUCCUCAAAGGAAACCUGCACAACACUUUCAAAAGACAAGCCGGGGAGCUUAAAUCCCUAACUCUGCUAGACACUAAAGCUCAUGGGCUGAACAGAGACACUGGCGUCAUGGCUUAUUACAACAAUCUGUAACCUACCAACCCCCCGCUUUUUGUCCUCUGACCACAGAGGUGCUAACGGGGCACUCCACCUUGCAUGGUCCCUUGCAAUACGCGCUAACUACUCAAGCCAGACAAUCCGUCCACCUGGCGUUUAGCUGUGAUGCUCCCAGAACGGUUCCCAGAGCUGAAAAAGAGCUCUGGGCAGCUCUACACUUAAAACACUAUGUCAGCGCAGCUGUGCCACCGUAGCGUGUAAGUGAAGCUGCUCCUGUGCCGAUGGGAAAGAGCUCUCCCAUCUGCAUAGUUCACCCACCUCCCCGAGAGGUGGUAGCUGUGUCGGCAGGAGAAACUCUGCUGACAUAGUGCUGUCUACACCGGGAGGGGGGGUGUUAGGUGUGGAUUUUUCACACCCCAAGCGACGUGAUUAUACCGAUUCUGGUCUGCAGUGUAGACCAGACCUCUGUGCGGCUUGAAAGCUUCUCUCUCACCAGGAGAAGUUGAUCCAAUACAAGGUAUUACAUCCCCACCUACGCUAGAGGGCGAAAUUCAUAGAGCACAAGGCCUAUGUCCCAUGUCAGCCUCUCUGCUGCCUUCUGCCUAGUAGGAGAAUUUCACCUCUGGUGAGUGUUAGACCCAAAGGACGGAUGAUGCCAGGGGCUAGAUAAAUGAGGUUGAAUGGACCAGACGUAGGCAUCAAAGAACAGCCUAUGAGUGCUGUGAGGAGCCUCAGACAUGCUACACCAAUUAACCACCUGGCUGUUGGGCAGUUAAGGCACCAGCGGAGAACAGCUAGAUGCUAUGGGGGCAGGGCAGACAAGACAAUUCCAUCAGUGCAGAGCUGAGAAAGGAAGCUCAAGAGGACUGACAUAGAAUCAUAGUGCUGGGUUUGAGAAAUCCUUUGGUUAGGGAAGGAAAUUAGUUGAAUAUUGAAUUUGCUCCAUUUACAAAGAGCCGUUACAGCAAAUAUAGAAAGUGGACAUUAAUAUUCUAAUAUGGAGAAAAGGCCAUAAAUUCAGGCAACUGAAUGAUGGGUUUUGAAGGACACGUUUUCAAGCCUCAUCAGCAUAAAUCUUAAAAAGAAGACAAGCCCCAGGAUGUAAGAACUUAAGAUCGUACCUGGUUUCUCCUUUUAAGUUGUUCUGUGAAUCUGAAAGGUAAAGAUUUGGUAUCUAAAUCUUUCAGAGAGGUUCUGGAGAUGCCUCAAGAAAUGAGAAGUGGCUCAGAGGAAAUGGCAGGACCAGAAUCCAGAAGCCUAUCUGGGUUACAGUAAAUGGAACAUGGGUUAAACAAGAUGGUAAGAAGCAGCAGAAGAGGGUGAACUGCCAGAAGUCGGAGCAGACUCUGAGCAUAUGUGUGAGGAAAACGGGAACACUGAGCUCUAUAGCUGUGAUUCCUGAUGCGUCACCUUUCUUUCUUGUCCUGGAGGAAACACAACAUAAAGCCAUUUGUUGCCUUAACGUAAUGGGCUCAACCAGUCCUUGAAACUGAAACUAAAGUGGCCUCUUUGUGAGUUUGCUUGAGGGUGACUUUCUGAGGUUCAGAAAGGGGUCAUGAUGCUUUCCAGUGUCUUCAGUGUUUGAUGAGUGAUUUCUGGUUUUUCUAUUUUACCGUUGCAGGGACUCCAUGAUAAGGGGCCAAACCCAGUCUCAUUUACAGCCAUGUAAAUUCCACAGGGAGGGUCAGGCCAAUGUCCAUUAGAGGCCAAUCUAAGGGCUCCCACUGACUUUCACAGCAUUGAAUCAGGCCUGAACUCCACUGCAGUCAGGGAAGCUGCUCCAUAAUUCAGCUGCUGUGUGGAAGAGUGGAAUCGGGCCCCAGGGUGGAACCUUGCCAAAGGGGAUAGGAGAAAUGUGUUUCUUUAACCUACUGAGAAGAUGAGGCAGGGGCUGUAAACAGAAAUGUUUGAAUGUAAAUACAAUGAGGACACAUUGCAUGGGUUUCUGAUUUUAAUUAUGUUUUCUUUUCAUGCGUUGUAUUGUUGGUUUCCCUACAAGGAAACAGGGAGAGAGGCUGGAUAAAGCCAGGGCCCAGGCGUGCCUCUGUUGGAAUCAGUGGGACAGGGUUUCACUUUUCAUUCUGAUCCUUGGGAUUUGUUUUCCAGGCAUGAUCACAGGUUUUCCAAGUAUGGGUCUAGUUAUUUCGUCUGACCAAGUACGAGUUUGGGCUCCACGGUAGCACUGUGAGAAUCAGAGAGAAAGGGGAAAGUCAGAUGUAGGGUCCUAUUAUCUUCAUUGCUCAGCCCAGAAGGGGAUUAGAGGAAGAAACCCCGCAAACAAGCCGAUGUGAUGCUGUCCACUUUCCUUCUGAGCCAGAGGAACCCUUUCCCACGUGGUAGCUUGCUGCAGGGUUUAGAGCUGAAUUGGGGAGAAAAGUCCUUUAUUUCCACUAUGGUUUUCUGUAGUGCUAGAACUUUUUGCAAAGCGCAUAAAAACUAGUUCUGUGCGGGCUAUUAGAGUAGGAGAGCACAAACAUGUAUGCAUCUGCUGUGCUGUUGAUUCUACAAAGCUACUAUUCCCAGCGUUACGCAGAGCGUGAAAUAGAAUUUAACAAAGUUUCAGGUUUCUGGGGUAAAGUAGGCCUGAAAUAUUGGCACUUAAUUGUCUUCCUAAACAAAAUAAUUCAGCUAGUUUUAUAAGGAAUGAACAUAUUCCUUACAAGAGAAUUUGUAUAUUUAAUACAUUCUUUUUGCUGAUUGCUUUGAAGAUAGAUCUCAGAAGAAAAGGUCUGCAAAUCUUAGACUGCUACAAUCUGUAUGAUUUAGAUGAACAUUUUAAAUUUUUUCCUUUUGUCAAUCAACGUCACCAAUAAAGGCUUGUUUCUUUUAGAGACUAUGUAGGUGCAGGCUGGUAACUUUGUAUAGGGUGCAAAACACUCAAACAUUAAGAAGAUUAUCCUAACAAAAUCUAAAAGGGACACAGUAUUAUGGGAUGUAAAAUGGCAUGAUCUCCAACUGGAUAACGCAGCACUGGGUGGCCAUGGGAGUAUGACGACUACAGCCUUAGUCUGUACUAUAGUCAUAUGACAAAUUCAAAGACAGACCUCAAGAAGAUGCAGCCAUACUUGAUGCUUGGAAAUUCUAGCAGGAUAUGGGACUGGGGCUGGAGCGGCUGUUGGCUCUGUCUUAUAUACAGAGUAAUAUUUCUGAGCCUGCUAUGGUGCAGGUACUUUUCGUGUUUUAGGCUCCAUUACUCAGUGUGUACUAAUAAUGAAACACAUGGUAAACAUGCAAAAGAAAAUAAGGUUUGUCUCUAUAUAUAAGGUAAUCAUGGCAUCCAUGUCUCACAUGUAUUUGGCUAUUCUGUAUGCAUAAUUUAUGCCUGUUGAGUACUUUAUUUAAUCUUUGGCUCUUUUUUGCUUCUUUGCUCAUUUGUUCUUCUCUAUAUUUCUAAAUAAAGAGGAAAGAAAAAGUUAA
This is a messenger RNA of Chelonia mydas (Green sea turtle), 8976 nucleotides long. RefSeq names its product gastrula zinc finger protein XlCGF57.1. NCBI's taxonomy places the organism in Eukaryota, Metazoa, Chordata, Testudines, Cheloniidae. Gene Ontology annotation, molecular function: DNA-binding transcription repressor activity, RNA polymerase II-specific. The transcript is spliced from 2 exons. The record is from RefSeq and is a predicted model, not a curated record. Gene Ontology annotation, biological process: negative regulation of transcription by RNA polymerase II. Bases 555 to 2366 code for a protein of 603 amino acids.